UUUUGAGUUUAAGACCUAGAACGGGUUAGACUAUGUUGUUAAUCGAUUUACCGUUGUUGUGACAUAGGGCUCGGGAUUGUCGUCUAUUCUCUGCUCAAGUUGGUCGGCACACCUGAAUAGGAAUUUGAGGUGAUCUUUGAGCUUGGAGGUAUUACUCCAUAGUUGCAGAUCAAAGCUUGAAGAUGUUGAGUUCAGACUGAAGGGAUUUCAGUAUCAUCUUCAUCACCAGAUCUGAAGGGAGUUCAGAUUGAAGAAGUGUUGAAGAGAGCUCAUCAUUCACACAAGGGGAUCUUGUGUCUCCAAUCAAGGGUCUUGGUUGGUAUGGGUAUAGAUUCACUGUAUUUUGUAAAAGAGUGUAUUGUUUACAAUAUUGUUGGUUUUUGUAAGAUACAUCUUUGAAUAUAGUGAAAGGUAUUACCCUGGUUCGGGGAACCCAAGCACUAGCCGCCUAGAAUGAGUUUCUAGGGCAGGUGAAGGUUGUAAAAUUCUGGUGUUGAAUCUUUGAUUUUGUUCUUUUUAUAUUCAAGCUUAAAUCAAGAUAAAAUCAAUCUAAAGAUGAAAAAGAUAGGUUAGACAAGAACUUGGGGCUUACAAUUGGUAUCAGAGCCGGCUAUUUCUGUUAGAAAUAUUGAUCCUUAGGGUUCUUGCAAGAUUCGUUGUUCUGAAAUUCAUUGUUGCUGCAAUUCUUGAUUUUUCUACAUUUUUUUUCUUUCUGCAACACCCAGUUGGAACUAACCCCCUCUCCAGACACGACUCUGGGAGUAUACUGCUCUCUAUCUUUGUUUUGUUUUUCCUUGUUCGUACAGGAAUGGAGAUGUUCAGAGAAGGAGGGUCCACAUCACGACCCCCAAUGCUGGAAGGUGCCAAUUACCCAUACUAGAAAACCAAAAUGCGAGCAUUCUUGAGGGCGGUGAAUGAAAGAGUUUGGAUGGCCAUAGAAGAUGGUUGGACAUGCCCAACGAUGAUGGAUAACGGUGUCACCAAACCAAAACCUAUGAGCUUGUGGACUCCAGAUGAGAUGGACAUGGCCAAUUUUAAUUCGAAGGCCAUGCAUGCUUUGUUCAAUGCAGUGUCCACAAAUCAAUUGAAGGUCAUUGUGAAUUGUGAGAUGGCCAAAGAGGCUUGGGAAAUACUACGAAUUAAAAAUGAAGGAACAGAUGCAGUAAAGAAAUCUCGUCUUCGUGCUUUAGCAAAAGCGUUUGAAGAUUUAUCAAAUGAUUCUUAUGCUUUGGGAAAGACUUAUUCAAAUGCAAAGCUGGUUCGUAAAGUCCUUGGAGUUCUACCUAGGAGAUUUAUGUCUAAAGUAACCUCCAUUGAAGAAAUGAGAAAUGUUGAGGAACUGGAUCUUGAUGAACUGAUUGGAUCCUUGCAGAAUUAUGAAAUGUCAUCAACAAGGUGGAAGAAAGAAAAAAAGAAGAAGGAUGUGAAUAAAGAAAAAGGGGACAACAGUAUUGCGUUCAUUCACAAAGAAGAAAAGAAGUCUAUCCCAGAUUUGUCUGCUGGUUUCUCAGAUGAAGCUGUAGAUUUGCUGACCAAGAACUAUGCAAAAUUCUUGAAAAAGAAGUACAAGAAACUGUGUUCUGAGGGUAAGGAAAAUGUUCCCAAAAGAAAUCCUCUUGGGAACUUCUGGCAUGAUCAGCAACCCAGUGACAGUAAAAGCAUGGGCAUUCAGUGUAGAGAAUGUGAUGGGUUCGGACACAUUCAGGCCGAGUGUGCCAACACUCUCAAAAAGAAGAAAGCCUUUGUUGCCACCUGGAGCGAUAGUGACGAAGAAAAAGAUUCUAUUGCAACCAAAAGUUUUGAUGAGGAUAAACAGGUAGUGGCUUUCAUGGCUCAAAGUCAUCAUUCUGUUGAAUUUGAGGAUGAUGGAGUCUCCACUGUGUAUGAAGUCGACAGCAAUGGAAGACAAAAUGCAUAUGAAGAGAUGUUUGUUCAGUGGGAAUAUAUGACCAAGCAGAUUAGAGGUCUGAAUAGUGCCAAGGAGCAGAUAGAGUCUGAAAAAGUCAAGCUGGAGGACAAUGUAAAGAAUCUCAACAAACUUCUUGAUGAGAAGGACAAUGAGAUCUACAAGCUUUCAGCUGAACUCAUAAGAGCUAAACAGGCUUUAGAGUUUAUCCCUCCAGGAACGGCUGCCAUCAAUCAAACUCUUCAACUUCAAAAACCUUAUGGUGAUCGAACCUCUAUCGGAUACAAGAUGUUGUAUAAGCAAGGAGAUAACUUGGGGGUAGAAGAGUCCAUUACACCAGUGAUCAACCUGGACAAAAAGGCUGAUGAGAAAUCAUCACUUCCCUCGACACCUGAGUCCUCAGACCCCACUGGAAAAUUCCAUGUUCCAUCUGGACCUACCAAGAUGAAGUUAGAAGGAAGAAGAAUUGCCCCGGAGAAUAUAUCUCACAUGGAGAGAUUCAUCCCAGUGUGUCACUUCUGUAACAGGAGGGGUCAUAUUCGACCCAGAUGCUAUAAGUUGCAGAACUACUUGAAAGCUAUGAUCAAUCGACCUAAGAGUUUUCAAAAACCCAAUAAAACUCGAAAGGAAGGAUCUCAAUAUGAGUGGAGAUUGAGGUCUGAUCGUGAAUUGAAUGUUGGGUUGGUAGCUCAAGUUUCAUUGUCUGCAUUUCUGGAAGGACAGUGGUACUUGGAUAGUGGUUGCUCUCGACACAUGACUGGCAACAAGAAAUUUUUAGUCAAUUACAAAGAAGCAAAUGAGGGGGCUGUCAUUUUUGGUGAUGGAAAUAAGGGCCAGAUUAUUGGAAAAUGA
Molecule: messenger RNA, 2758 nt
Organism: Cannabis sativa
Lineage: Eukaryota; Viridiplantae; Streptophyta; Magnoliopsida; Rosales; Cannabaceae
Exons: 2
Coding region: 890-2758 (622 amino acids)
Molecular function (GO): nucleic acid binding; zinc ion binding
Source: RefSeq, a predicted model, not a curated record